This is a messenger RNA of Ruditapes philippinarum (Manila clam), 791 nucleotides long. RefSeq lists its product as uncharacterized. Bases 147 to 791 code for a protein of 214 amino acids. The transcript is spliced from 5 exons. Lineage: Eukaryota; Metazoa; Mollusca; Bivalvia; Venerida; Veneridae. The record is from RefSeq and is a predicted model, not a curated record.
AGAAAGGAGACGAGGUGAUACAGGUCAAUAGUCAAAUUGUGGCAGGGUGGUCACUGACAAAACUUGUUAGUCUGUUGAAAGAAAAUCCUAAGGAGGUCAUUUUAUUAUUGAAGAAGCGUCCACGUCAUAUUAGCCCUUACGGACAGAUGAAGAGGCCAAACAUGAUAAACAAACAUACAACAGAUUUCUCCACUCUACCUAAGUCAAUAAAGAAGAGAAGGUCACAGAAUGGCGAGGCAAAACAACUACGACCCUCUCUACAAGAGUUUGUCAACACAGUACCUAGUAAUGAAGAGACAGAGGAACUGGAUUCACCAAAAGAGACAAAUGAUGUAACGAUACUGACAAUGAUGUUUUCCGCAGGCGGUUCUGAAUCUCCACAAUUUUUUACACAGUUCACUUUGCCGGUCCAGUCCGACCCAAAACAGCGGCGUGCCACAGUGAGCGGUGGUUCCCCCACACUCUCACGACCUUUGUUAGUGAUCGAGGACAUUGAUACACCUAGCAGACCAAAAUCCUUCACCAUUGCAACAGCAUCAGGAGUUAUGCCUCAUGAAAUCAUAAUUAACUCCCCUUCUGGAGACCCCAAUCUGACAGACCUACAGAGAUCAACGUCUGCUGUAGAAAAGAGACAAGAUUAUAAGACAAAUGAAGAAGUAAAAGCAAAAGAAGAUUUAGAUAGUGGUGUUGAACCUUUAAGUGAUGACAUGACAUCAGAAAGUUUAUACGAGCGUACAAGUCAGUCGCCAGAAAGAUUGUUAGACAGUUCAACAGAUUCUGUUCCUCCCUAG